CGCGGGCACCCGGCCGGCCGGCGCGGGAGCGGGAAAGGGUGCGCUAUGCCUUUAACGCCCGCGUACAGUAGACAGUAUAGUGGAGUGUAGGGAAACUCUAGGCGGGGUUAAAGUUCAGCGCGUGGAGCGGCAAGAGCGCUGGCUGCUGCAGUUGAGCCGAGUUGGAAAUGUGAACGCAAGAAGCAGGCUUGAUUUUUUUUUUUCCUCCCCCCCUCUCCUAGCUCUCUCCUCCUCUCUCUCCCUCUCGCACCCACACUCACGCACACCUCCAGCCCGCACACAGACGUGCACGCACCCCCCGCCGCCCGGCAGUUAUGUAUUCUCCGCUCUGUCUCACCCAGGAUGAGUUUCAUCCUUUCAUUGAAGCACUUCUGCCCCACGUCCGCGCCUUCGCCUACACAUGGUUCAACCUGCAGGCCCGAAAGCGAAAAUACUUCAAAAAACAUGAGAAGCGCAUGUCGAAAGAAGAGGAGAGGGCUGUGAAGGAUGAACUGCUAAGUGAGAAGCCCGAAGUCAAGCAGAAGUGGGCUUCCCGACUUCUGGCCAAGUUACGGAAAGAUAUCCGGCCUGAGUACCGAGAGGAUUUUGUUCUUACAGUUACAGGGAAAAAACCUCCAUGCUGUGUUCUUUCCAACCCAGACCAGAAAGGCAAGAUGCGGAGAAUUGACUGCCUCCGCCAGGCAGAUAAAGUGUGGAGGUUGGACCUCGUCAUGGUGAUCUUGUUCAAAGGUAUUCCGCUGGAAAGUACUGAUGGCGAGCGCCUUGUAAAGUCCCCACAGUGCUCAAAUCCAGGGCUCUGUGUCCAGCCCCAUCACAUAGGGGUUUCUGUUAAGGAACUCGAUUUAUAUUUGGCAUACUUUGUGCAUGCAGCAGAUUCAAGUCAAUCUGAAAGUCCCAGCCAGCCAAGUGACGCUGACAUUAAGGACCAGCCAGAAAAUGGACAUUUGGGCUUCCAGGACAGUUUUGUCACAUCAGGUGUUUUCAGUGUGACCGAGCUAGUAAGAGUGUCACAAACACCAAUAGCUGCAGGAACUGGCCCCAACUUUUCUCUCUCUGAUUUGGAAAGUUCUUCAUACUACAGCAUGAGUCCAGGAGCAAUGAGGAGGUCUCUACCCAGCACAUCCUCUACCAGCUCUACAAAGCGCCUCAAGUCUGUGGAGGAUGAAAUGGACAGUCCUGGUGAAGAACCGUUUUACACAGGCCAAGGGCGCUCCCCGGGGAGCGGCAGUCAGUCCAGUGGAUGGCACGAAGUAGAACCAGGCAUGCCAUCUCCAACCACACUGAAGAAGUCUGAGAAGUCUGGUUUCAGCAGCCCCUCCCCUUCGCAGACCUCCUCCCUGGGAACAGCAUUCACACAGCAUCACCGACCUGUCAUUACAGGACCCAGAGCAAGUCCACAUGCCACGCCAUCGACUCUCCACUUUCCAACAUCACCCAUCAUCCAGCAGCCUGGGCCUUAUUUCUCACACCCAGCCAUCCGCUACCACCCUCAGGAGACGCUGAAAGAGUUUGUCCAGCUUGUCUGCCCUGACGCUGGUCAGCAAGCUGGACAGGUGGGCUUCCUCAAUCCCAAUGGAAGCAGUCAAGGGAAGGUGCACAACCCAUUCCUCCCCACCCCAAUGUUGCCGCCACCACCGCCACCACCAAUGGCCAGGCCUGUGCCUCUGCCCAUGCCAGACACCAAGCCUCCAACCACAUCCACAGAAGGAGGUGCAGCCUCCCCCACCUCACCGACCUACUCGACACCCAGCACCUCCCCCGCAAACCGAUUCGUCAGUGUUGGACCACGGGAUCCAAGCUUUGUAAAUAUCCCUCAACAGACACAGUCCUGGUACCUGGGAUAAAAGUUGCAGCGUCCCACCAUCCACCAGACAGACCACCUGACCCCUUCUCAACUCUGUAACAUGGACGCAACCUCAACCCAGCGCAGUUACAACUUCACUGUCAGUGGAAGGGGAGAAAAACCGACUCGAAUCAACUUGUACAUGGAAACAGCAAGCAUCAUGGUCAAACAGCAAAGGCCAUAACCUUUCGGGAUUUUUUUUUUUUUAAAUACUUUAGGGACUGUCGUAAUUUCUCAUAUGGUGCUGGAAAUGGUUGGGCUGUGUGACAUUUGAAGUGUUUCGGUGGUGGUGUGAGCAUUAGGUGAAGUGGCUGGUAGAGGAUGAGCCUUGCUCACUAACUUCCUGUUGUAACACACUUCCCCUGCGAGCCUGGCCUUUUCACAGUAUUUCAUGAAUUUGCUCACACAGGUGUGACCCUCCCUGAGCAUUUGGAGGCACCUGGAGAACGAAGUCUUUUGUAGUAGCUGAGAUCCGUGAUCUGUAACUUACAGGACACUCAAAGGGCAAUUUUUUUCUUUUCUGUAACAUAUUAGAAAAAGAAAAUGCAGUUGCGUUGAUCUUUCUUUUCGCUCGGUUUGGUUCAUCAGUGAGCAGUCACAUACACAACACAGCCCUCAAGGACAGUGAAUCCACUCAUGUUGCAGAACAAUUCCAAAAAGACGGCAAAGACUACUACAACCAUCAGUUGUUUUUUGGUUUUUUUUUAAAGUUUUGAAAUGCUGCACUUACAUAGAAAAAAAAAAAAACAUUUUUCAACAAUUUCAACAAUGACACAAAAAUUCACAUGGAAAUGGGGAAGAUGGUCUGUUUUGACAGAAACUGACAGGAAUCAAAACAAUCGAAUUUUGAUUUGAGUGAAGUGCAAUUUCAUUGGAUAGCUAAGUAUCUUUGUAAGAUAGAGAUUGUUGAAAAUUCUAUUUUUGUUUUUCAAGUCCUUCCACCCCAGGACUCUAAAUUAUUGGGGUAAAAAACAGCCUUGCAAGAAAAAGGGGAGCUAUUUUUGCUUUUUAUGUUUUUUAUUGUUAAACUUGUAUCCCUUUAAAAAAAACUGAAGGAAAAUUUAAAAAAAAAACAAAAAAAAUACAAAUCUAAUGGUGCUUUUACCACAAUAUGUUAACUACAUUAAAUGCUAAUUAAUUAUUUUCUGUUAUCAAAGCACAUAACUCAAAUGAAAUCAUGGUAUCUGUUAAUUUUAUAAGCUAGAAAUCACUAGAAUGAAUGAUGCCAAUUCUGGAAAUUUUUACAUGUGUAUGGCAACAUCAGAUCUAUCAGUUAUCAAACGCCUCAUUGUACCAGACAUUGUCCAGAAGUUUCAAAGACCCUUUGCAGACCCUGAACUGGGCUAUGGGAAAAUUAAUACUAACAACUCGGAUAGGAACACAACUGCUAGUACCCCUUCAGAUCAAGGGUACUCGUUAGGGAAAACGGGAAAAAAGUUCACACACACACCCCCUCAAAUGUCUUGUAUCUUACGUUUAAAAAAAAAAAAAAAAGACAAAAAAAGAUCAAAAAAGAACAAAAAAAUAAAAAAGCAGAAACAAACAAACAAAAAAAAUGCAAGUGAUUUUUCUACCAGACAGCGAAGCACCCCCUUGCUUCCCAUGCAACUUCAAGGGUUCCUAUACUAUACAUAUAUAUGUGUUCUGGUUGGCAAGUCCUGCCGACCUGAGGAAGUCUCUGCAUGUUCUAGUGUUAGUAACUAAUUUUUAUAUAGCUAAUGUAGGAUAAAGUAGAGUGCAUUAAGACAAUAUUGUAACCCACUCUAGGCACCUGCCUUUAAACUGUCUCAGCCCUUCAGAAGGGCUCAACUACUGUCCUAUACAAUCAAGUAACUGAAAUUCUUGGGAAGACACUUUGCUCCUCAUCUUUACCCCUAAACGAUGUUGGUUUGUUUUUAUUUUUUUCCUUAAUUUGCACGAAAACAAAAAUUCCAUAUCAAUGUGCCUUGCCCUGGAUAGUGAUUAUUUGUGGAAUUGUUGCACAUGCUCCUCUAUUGAAGGGGUUUUUCCCUACUCAAGCAUUCGGAGACACUUUUUGUAAAUGUAACUUUUGUGUCAGCCAUCGUCAGUUUCAACAUCUAGAUCUAAAUAGAAAGUUAGCUGUUCCGCAGACAGGCGUAGUCUUGAUUGUCCUGUGUGGUCAGUGGCAGUGCUACUCUGAGCUCUGUAGAUGCUUACAAUAUCAGUAUUUGGGAUGUUGCUGCAUUUUUCAAUUUAUUUGGAGUCUUCCUUUAUUUUCCCCCAGAUAUAUGAAAAUAUGCAAUACCUGCUUAUAUCAUGUAGAAAAGCUUAGCAGUUAUUAAUUUUCCUUUUUUUUUUUAUUUGACCAAAGUCAGUGCUGCACUUGACGCAGUCAGUGUGUUUUUAGGUGUCUGUCUUUGUAUUUUCUGUGGUUUUUGAAGCAUGUGCGCAGAAGGGCUCCUCUUAGAGAAGCAGUCAAACUGUGAAGCACUAAGCUGACCCUGCUUCAAGCAAUUUUGUUUUUACAACUGUUCCUUUCACAAGCAAGCCUUAAAAAAAAAAAAAAAAGACGACUUCCUUUCUCUUCAGCCCCCACACCCACUUUUCUUAGCAGACAGCAGUCAAUCCACAUUCAAUAAAAAGUACAUAAUGCCCAUUUUUAUAUGCACGUUUUUAAACUUCCAAGUUCUGAAAAUUGUUUACUGGUUAUCUCUAUUUAAGGAAAAAAAAUAAAAUAAAACAUUUUGGAUUUUCA
This is a messenger RNA of Peromyscus eremicus (cactus mouse), 4559 nucleotides long. RefSeq names its product nuclear factor I A (gene Nfia). The transcript has 11 exons. Bases 315 to 1844 code for a protein of 509 amino acids. Gene Ontology annotation, biological process: regulation of transcription by RNA polymerase II. The record is from RefSeq and is a predicted model, not a curated record. Lineage: Eukaryota; Metazoa; Chordata; Mammalia; Rodentia; Cricetidae. Gene Ontology annotation, molecular function: DNA-binding transcription factor activity, RNA polymerase II-specific; RNA polymerase II cis-regulatory region sequence-specific DNA binding. Gene Ontology annotation, cellular component: nucleus.